GGGGAAAAGGGGGGGAGGAAAAAGUGGGCAACUACUUCAAACCAUCCUGGUCCUUCUACCGGGGAGCUGUCGUCAUCAGGACCCCAGUUAUCCCCCCGCGCUCGGCUCCCUAAAUGGACGGGGCAGACUCGGUUUAUGCAGUUCAGCGCAGGCCGAAAGACUGGAAGCAACUUGUGAGGAUCCGCGCCUCUGCUGUCUAGACGGGAGCGCUCAGAAAUGCCCUGCCGCGUCGCACGAGCUCAACUCCGCUGAGCAACUUUUCUCCUGCGUUUCUGCUUUUCUUUUCUUUAAGACGUGGAGAGGAGAACACGACUCAAGGUUUGCAAGAAAAAGAAAGAAGUUGGAGUGUCCGCUCUCACACUCCAGCUGUCGCUAUGGAUUGUAUGUAUUUACUGAUGUGCUUGUCCCUCAGUCAAGUUGUUCUGGAGCAAAUUCUAGCAGCAGAAACACAAGAAAAACUGAGUGAAUACGGUCUAAUUGUGCCAUUCAGCACAGACUCCCAUGGCCGGUACAUUUCUCACGUGCUCUCUGCUGGAAGUGGAAGUAAAAACGCUGCUGCUGCUACUGAAAAUCCCUCUGCUCCUGGCAACAGAAGAAGGGUGGCCCGCAGUGCCCCAGAGAUGCCCUCGGUCACCCCUCACUCAGGUCAGCACUUGUUUUUCAACGUCACUGUGUUUGGAAAAGAACUUCACCUUCGCCUGAGGGCCAACCGGAGGCUGGUGGCCCCAGGGGCUUUUGUUGAAUGGCAGGAGGACUUUGAAGAGAAGGCCAAGGAACGCAUCCACAGGGACUGUGUUUUCACUGGGGAUGUGACUGACAUGCCAGAUGCCUCCGUGGCCAUCAGUAAUUGUGAUGGGUUGGCAGGCCUGAUCAGGACUGAUAACGGCGAGUUCUUCAUCGAACCCCUUGAGAAGGGACAACAGGAUGCUGAAGUGAAGGGGAGAGUACACGUGGUUUACCGCAGAUCGGCCAUUAAGCGAGAGAAAGGCCAGCGGAAAGAGGACUUCCACAACGAAGUAGCAGAUGUUGGAAUCGCAGACCUCACGGCUGCUCUGGAUCUCAUCGAACACAAACUUUCAGAGUCUGAACGUAAGAGGAGACACGCCAAGAAAGACAACUACAACAUUGAAGUGCUGCUGGCUGUGGACGACUCGGUGGUGCGCUUUCAUGGAAAGGAGCAUGUGCAAAAUUAUGUCCUCACCCUAAUGAACAUCGUUGAUGAAAUCUACCACGAUGAGUCUUUGGGAACUGAUAUCAACAUUGUCCUUGUCCGGAUGAUAAUGGUUGGGUAUCGGCAGUCUAUAAGCCUGAUCGAGCGUGGCAACCCAUCUCGCAGCCUGGAGCAGGUGUGCCGAUGGGCCAACACGCAGCAACGACGUGACCCAGACCAUGCCGAAUAUCACGACCACGCCAUCUACCUCACAAGGCAAGAUUUUGGUCCUGCAGGUAUGCAAGGUUAUGCUCCUGUGACCGGGAUGUGUCACCCACUGAGGAGCUGCACUUUGAACCACGAGGAUGGCUUCUCCUCAGCCUUUGUGGUCGCUCAUGAAACUGGCCAUGUUUUGGGUAUGGAACACGAUGGCCAGGGGAAUCGUUGCGCCGAUGAGACCAGUAUGGGCAGCAUCAUGGCACCGCUCGUCCAGGCAGCUUUCCAUCGUUACCACUGGUCACGCUGCAGCAAGCAGGAGCUCAACAGAUACAUCCAUUCUUAUGAUUGCCUACUGGACGACCCCUUUGAGCACAAAUGGCCCAAGCUUCCCGAGCUUCCUGGGAUAAAUUAUUCAAUGGAUGAACAGUGCCGCUUUGAUUUUGGCGUUGGUUAUAAAAUGUGCACAGCUUUUCGAACCUACGACCCGUGCAAGCAGCUGUGGUGCAGCCACCCUGACAACCAGUAUUUCUGUAAAACCAAAAAAGGUCCUCCUGUAGAUGGGACAGAGUGUGCACCAGGGAAGUGGUGCUUUAAGGGCCAUUGCAUCUGGAGGUCCAGUCAGGAGCCUCAGGGACACGAUGGCAGCUGGGGCUCCUGGUCCAAGUUUGGGUCUUGCUCCAGAACAUGCGGGGGUGGAGUUCGAUCCCGCAGCCGACAGUGCAACAACCCUCCGCCCGCCUACGGUGGCCGGGACUGCCCUGGUUCUGCUUUCAACUACCAGAUGUGCAACACAGAAGAGUGUGCUGGUCCGUAUGAGGACUUCCGUGCUCAGCAGUGCAUCCAGAGGAGCAAUAAGUACCACAAUAAUGUCAAGCACUCCUGGCUGCCACAUGAGCACCCGGAUGAGGCCCGUAAAUGUGAGCUGAGCUGCAAGUCGAAGGAAACAGGAGAGGUGGUGUUCAUGAACCAGGUGAUGCACGAUGGCACAAGGUGCAGCUAUUCAGACCCCUUCAGUGUGUGCGCUCGAGGAGAGUGUCUGCAUGUAGGCUGUGACAAGGAAGUCGGCUCUUACAAAGAAGAGGAUAAAUGUGGAGUUUGUGAGGGGGACAACUCCCACUGUCGCACAGUCAAGCUGACCCUCACCAAAACCCCCAAAAUGAAUGGAAUGCUGAAAAUGUUUGACAUCCCCAUGGGAGCUCGCCACAUAAUCAUCGAGGAGAAUGAGACCACCCCUCAUAUAGUUGCUGUGAAGAAUCAGGUCACUGGGAAUUUUAUAUUAAAUGAAAAAAGCGACAACACUGAAUCCAAGACCUUCAUUGAAAACGGUUUACAGUGGGAGUACUCCAACGACGGAGCAAGGGAGACGCUGAAAACAGCAGGUCCUUUACAUGAAGGCAUUGUAGUUUUGGUCUCUCCGAUGGAAGAAGACGUGAAAAUUAGUUUGACAUAUAAGUACAUAAUACACGAGGACCUGCUGCCACUCAUUACCAACAACAAUGUGCUUCUUGCUGAACUGGACACUUAUGAGUGGGCGCUGAAGAGCUGGUCUCAGUGCUCCAAACCUUGUGGAGGAGGAAUACAAUAUACAAAAUAUGGAUGCAGGAGGAAGAGUGACAGUCGAUUAGUCCAUCGCAACUUCUGUGAGACCAGUAAAAAGCCCAAACCCAUCCGGAAACGCUGUAAUAUACAAGAAUGCAACCAACCCACGUGGGUGGUUGAAGACUGGAGCCCCUGCAGUAAGACAUGUGGGAAACUUGGCUACCAAACCAGGGUGGUGCAGUGCAUGCAGUCGCUCCAUAACAGCACCAACCGGCCCGUCCACAGCAAGCACUGCACCAGCGAUCGCCCAGAAAUGAGGAGAGUAUGUAACUACACUGCAUGCCCCGCCCAGUGGAGGACAGGGGCGUGGUCUCAGUGUUCAGUAACCUGUGGCGAAGGGAUUCAGCAGAGGCAGGUGGUUUGCAAGACCAGCGACAACACCGCUGGAGAAUGUGAGGGCGAGAAGCCAGAAACAGUCCUAAUCUGCAAACUAAAUCUGUGCCCAGGAUCGCCGUUUUCCCCACUCAUUACCCAAACACCUGAAAAUUCUUCUAUGAAGGAUGAAGCUGUUUACCAAAAGGUUCCUGGAAAUCCAGUUCACAAAAUCUCUUCCAACGAGCCAUGCCUGGGGGAUAAAUCCAUCUUUUGCCAGAUGGAGGUCCUCGCGCGGUACUGCUCCAUCCCUGGAUAUUACAAGCUUUGUUGUGAGUCAUGCAACAAGAGAGAAGGCCUCACCACACAAGUUCCUGACCCUGAGGCCUUUGACCUCUCUCACCAUGCAUCACACAAGGCUUCGUGGAUAGCCACCACGACCGAGACGCCGACACAAACCACUAAAGCCAUCAGACGACGGCUGUUCUCCACUGCAUGGGCACCGACCACAGCUGCUGCUGUUCAAGCUCCAACGGAAGCUGCUCUGCUCCAAAAUCCCUCUACCAACUCCUCUCCAACUGAAGUAAAGAGAGAGUCCAACAUGGAGACUUUUCUACCUCCAGGGUCAUCAAAGCCCACUGCAGACUCCGAUGGAGGUGCAUCAAAAGAGCACAAUCCAAAGAGCACUUUAGGCACAUUUGCUGCCGGUUCAAGAAGGGACAACUUAGGAUCAGAGAGGGACUCUAGUUACAGAAGCUCGUCGGCUCAGAAAUGAACGGUGAGCGGUGCUGCGAGUGUGCUGCAGUUGGACUGUCCCAGAACUCGGCUCACUCUUUGUUUAUUUUUUUGGCAGAUAUGUUUUUUAUUAUGAUUAUUUUCUGUAUGUUGUCUCCAUGCCAGUGAACCCAGACAAACCCAGUGAUGGUUACCUCAUCAAAACUCCAGAGCGUUUGGGAGCAUUUUAAUAUGAAACAGGAGAAAAACAACAAAACAAAAGGUGCUGUACAGUAAAGUGACUACAAGAUGUUUGAAUAUGUGAUGACUGCAUAGCUACAUUCCUGUUUUUAUCUGUGUACAGUUAUGUAAGCCUGCUUUUAUUUCAAGUGCUUUAGAACUACUAUUGAACUUGGAUUGUGAACAUGGAGGUGAUCACUGAACACUCUUUGGUGUGGCACCAGACAGAUUAUUGACCCUGUUCAGUUCAGAAUAUUAUAAUUGAUCAAAUUAAAUUAAUUAAAAAUGAGUCUACUCUAAAAUAAAUCUGGCAUCAUCCUUACAUCCUCUUAAACAGAAUUACAAAGAAUUGUCUGUAAAACAUCCAAUAAUCUGUCAAUCAGCUGAAAACUAGAAAGGCACAAAAAAAACGAUCGUAUUAGAUAUUUAUAAUUGUCCCAUUAACACUUGAGUCUGGACAAGUAUUUUAGAGUUUGUGUAAUUUUUUUUGGUGCACUUAAAACAUUACAAAAAAAAACGAUAAAUGAGUUAAAUUUUAAAGGCUUUUCUGUCGUGAGAUCUUAAAGACCUUUGACCUGUUUUAUUUAUUUGUUUAGUUAAAGUCUCCAUUUGACAGAUAAUGCCAUGGCAGAAUGCUAAGAGGACAUUUUCUGUUUCUUUACAGAAAAUUAUCAUGUUGUAGCUCUAAAAUAAACGAGAAACAAAUGAAAAGGUGCAAUAAAGCCUAAAAUUUAAGAAAAAAACUGAGAAAUAAAAGGUUUGAUGAGACUAAAGGCUUUUGAUGAGUAGAAAUAACAUAAUUUACACAUCAUUUUAAUUAAUAAGGUGACCAGUACGGACACAUUUUGUUUGGCGUAAGAAAGAAGAACAAGCUGCAUUCAUGUCAUUUUGCCAUCAUUUGGCCACUUAUUGAAUGAAUGUUCACAGAGAGACAGCUGUUCGGUCAAUAAUGUUGUCUAGUGGCACGCCAAAGAUUGAAACGGUCAUCACUCCUGGCAGGGAGCCUUGUGGUUUCUCUGUUUCCGUUACUUUUUUUUUUUAAUCCAACACAACAGUGGUAUAAGAAGUCUGUUUGCAAGCUAACCCCUGAUGUACUGUAGCAUCUCCUUCAUCUCUACGUGGUUGAGUCUGUCACCCAACAGUAUAAAAACUGGAAAAAAAGUCUAACAGAACGUGCUAUGAUAUUUUUGUAACUCCUUCAGAUCUCAGAUCAUGUAAAUAGUGUAAAUUUCACGUUAUGAAAGUCGUAUGUUGCAGCUGGAAAAUACGGUGUGCCUGGUCGGGCUGCUUGAGGCUUCAUAUUUCCAUCAUGUUCAUUGUAUAGUUCCUGUAUAUACAUGAAUGAAAGCUUUAAAUGGUAUUUAUUGAAUUUCUAAGUUGUGUGAUGAGUGAAGUAAACUACAGUGUACAGAAAAAAACAUUCUUGUUGUUUUAACCUUCCUCCAUUAAGCUUUUACUGUUGUUUUAAAAAGAAAUGGUUUCUUUUGCAAUUUCAGGACAGAAUUUUUUUUUAGAUUAAGUUUCCUUGAAUUAUUGCCUCCAUUACAAGCACAGGUUCAGUCAAAUUCAAACCGUUUUAUCAGCACAAAUGUAGAUAAAGCAGUAAACAUGUACACACUCAAGCACUUUAUUCAAUGUAUCCAGUUGUUUGCAGGGCGUCGUGCAUCAAGAGACAAGUGAUGGCUCUGAAACAGGAAAUGAGGUUUACAUGACACGUGACAUUAAUUCCUAUUGUAAGCCAGCUUCCUUCUGCCAGGCUGGCGCUGGUCUCCGGCAGCUCUCUCUCCAAAUGGUGCAGCCGGUCUGUCACCAAGAGCUCCGUCUCCCAGUGCUCCUCCGUCAGUGAUGACUAAGUGGUGCUGCUGCUGCAGCACGGCUGCCAUGAAGACUCGGUCAUCUCAGGCUGAAAUGCCUGCGGAGGUGUUGUGUGAAAUCCAGCUGUGCUCGAGGCAGAGCCUGAUUGACGAUGGACUUAGGCAGCCAGCCCUGCAAGAAAAAUGUUACCUUUAUUAGAGCCUGGGAUUGAGCGUUUGUCAACAAUAGAACACUCAUUUCCUGCAUGUUUUAUUUGACUUGUCAUUGAAAAGUAAACAUGCUUCUUCAAAGGUAGAAUGGGUUAAGAAAAUAGAUAGCAACAUUUUACAAGACGCAGGUUUUUAGGUUUUGCACCAAUCAGCUUGAACAAAUUCUUAUAAUUUAGCAUCAUCCUGGGGUUUCUUGAAUGCAAUGUUCUGUCUUCACAUAUGUUCUGUGUGCGGAGAGGAAUGAUUAUUGCUCAAGACCAAUUUUUAAGUGUUUUAAACGUGAUUAAACGGCAUGUCUGCUCCCCCAGCAUCCUUGGCCCCCUCUCUCCUGAUUCCAUAUCUCAGUCACCAGAUGACGUGAUAGCACGUUCUUAUCCUGUAAACAUUUCUUAUCUCAAAAAUGUGUGUUCCACAUCGAAUCAGAGGGAUAUGAGGCAUCUAGGUUUGUUGUGGGAGAGUUUGAACAAGGUGGAUGAACUUUACCCCUGCAGGAUGUUACAAGUCAUGCUUUCAUGAGGAAAUCUGUCAUAGAAUUAAUCUAUAAUCGUCCAAACUUAACCUCACUGAUCAUUUUAUGGUUUCUGAGUUACUAAAAAAAGUAUAAACAUGUUUACUAGAAAUUUAUGACAAUCGGUGAGAAGAACUUGGGACAUUUCUAUUCAAACCAAGUCUCUUUCACGUUUAUGUACAAAAACUGAACUAUUCCUGUAAGGACGCUGGUCACGUUACAGCUUUUAUAUUUAGUGACAAAAUAAAAAAGGUCAUGAAAA
Molecule: messenger RNA, 7028 nt
Organism: Nothobranchius furzeri (turquoise killifish)
Lineage: Eukaryota; Metazoa; Chordata; Actinopteri; Cyprinodontiformes; Nothobranchiidae
Product: A disintegrin and metalloproteinase with thrombospondin motifs 14
Biological process (GO): proteolysis; extracellular matrix organization
Cellular component (GO): extracellular matrix
Molecular function (GO): metalloendopeptidase activity
Source: RefSeq, a predicted model, not a curated record